AAGUAGUUGGGCCGACCCCGGAAUAUGUUGCAGGCGGCGGUGAGGACUCCAUCCGGAGCCGGAGCCAGAGUCAGAGCCGGAGCCAGAGUCAGAGUCAGAGUCAGGCCCGGGGAUCGGCUGCGGCGGUAGCAGCAGCAGUAGCAGGAGGGAGAGGACAGAGUCGUGGGGAGCAGAGCAAUCAUCAGCCGCUGGAAAUGGGGACUCAAGGACCUGGUAGGAAAAGGAUUGCCAACCGGGAACGGCUGUCUGCAGAAGAUGACGCCCUAAAUCUAAUUGCCAGAGAGGCUGAGGCCAGAUUGGCGGCGAAACGGGCUGCACGGGCUGAAGCACGAGAGAUCCGAAUGAAAGAGCUAGAAAGACAGCAGAAAGAGAUUUACCAGGUUCAAAAGAAAUAUUAUGGGCUGGAUUCAAAAUUUGGAGACAUCGAGCAGUGGAUGGAAGACAGUGAAAAAUACUCUCGCAGGUUCAGAAGACACACUUCGGUAUCUGAUGAAGAUGACUGGACCUCAGUGGGGAGUCGUGGUAGUACCCGGACAGGUUACGAGAGCAUUGGUGCCUGUGCAGUGGUUGCUGAGAAGAGUCGAAAGAAGAAGAAGAAACAGAAGGCCGCAAAUGGCUUUGAUGAGUUGUCAUGCGGAUCUGGGCCUAGUAAACAGUCCAGUAGGGGAAGCUGCUACUCUGACCUCCCUCUGUACAGCACUGGACCCAGCUCCAAGUCCCAUACGGCAUCACAGAAUGGAACUCGGCUUUCAGAACAUAACUGCUUUCUUGGCUCUGGCUCCCGCACAUCAUCUCGUGCGAGCUCAGCUCGUGCCAGUCCAGUGGUGGAAGAAAGGCUGGAGAAGGAUUUUACAGAGAAGAGUUCCCGGGCAGCUUCAAGCCUCUCUGCUGCUACCCUUGCCUCCUUGGGAGGCACUUCAUCAAGGAGAGGCAGUGGAGAGACCACCACCUCAAUGGAUACUGAAGGAUCAAUUCGAGAGAUCAAGGACUCGCUGGCCGAAGUAGAAGAGAAGUACAAAAAGGCAAUGGUAUCAAAUGCACAGCUGGACAAUGAGAAAACCAACUUCAUGUACCAGGUAGACACGCUAAGGGAAAGUUUGCUGGAGCUGGAGGAACAGUUAGCAGAGACACACAGGAUGCAUGAGGAGAAGACUAAGGAAUUGGACAGACAGAAACAUGCCUACAGCAUCCUGCAGCAUCAAUUUGAGACAAUGAAGGAGACUCUUAAAGAGAGGGAAGAGAUGUUAACGGAGAUCAAAGGGUUGAACCAGAAGCUGAUUUCCUCCACUCAAGAGAUCUCUGACCUCCAGGAGACGCUGGAAUGGAAGGACAAGAAAAUUGGGGCGUUAGAAAGACAAAAGGAAUACUCUGAUGCCAUCAGGAUUGAUCGGGAUGAGCUCAGGGAGGAGGUUGCCAUGCUCAAGGAAAGACUGAAGGCUUACGGGUUGCUGACAAAUGGUGAAGCUGAACCUGUGAGAAAGGAUGGCAAUACAUACAUGGAAGCUGCUGAAACAGGUCCACAGGCUGGAACCCAGCUACAAAGCUCAAGUGAUGGACCACUAGGAGAAGGCCACGUACUGCAAAUGAGGAAUGAGAUUUUGGAGACUGUUGGGCAAAGAGGAGUCUUGCAGAAUACUGGAAUUGAUGAACAGAUGGAGGAGACUGGGAAUCGGGAGAUGUUAAUGAAUAAUGUUCAAGAAAAGGACGUAAAUGAGGAGUAUGACGAACUGACUGAGGGUGAGGCACCAGCAAUGACUGUAAGAGAUAAUGGAGAUGCCGACCAGAUAGAACGUGCUGCAGCUAAUCUUGAUGAUGGAAAACAAAGUGCAUGUGACACACAAAGUCUUGGAGGUAAAGAGGUAUCUGAGGAAAUAUGGCAUGCCCUGGGAUCUGGAGGAGGAAUCCAAUGCUAUGGUAGCAUGGAGGAGAGUGAGAGUGAGAGUGACCUUGGAGUGAAUGAGAAACAUAUGCAGGAAAAUGUCAAACAGAAGCUUGAUCAUGAUGAGAGAAGCCAGACUGAAGUUGGAGACCCGAGAUCUCAUGAAGAGAUGAGGAAGGAAAAUUAUCCAGAAUUUAGAAAUGACAUAGAUGUCCUGUGUAAUGACAGUGCCGAUACAGAAGCUGAUGAUCAAACCAUUGUGGAGGAAACUCAAAAGGUCGUGCAACAAGUGCUGGAAAAUGCGAUAGAAACUUUGCAGCAGGACAUGUGUGGGUGUGAUUUACAGGAAGAGUCGAGGAAUGAGGAAAAAGAGGUCACCCAAGAGGGAGUAGGAUCAAUUCAGAGGAGAGAGGAUAACUUGACUGGGAUGCAGGAGCAGUCUGCUGAAGUUGUUCAUGUCGGAGAGAAGGAAUUGGAUGACACAAUGAGCAAAGAGAUGGGAGAGGAGCGGGUGGUCAUGAGGGACAUUGGGUUCCAUCCUGCAACAAACGGGAGUGAAAUCUGCACAGGAAAUCUUAACAAUGAGUUGGGCACAGCGAGUGAAGAAACAGGGUGUGUGCUGGAUAUUGCAAUUGGUCAGAAUGAAAAGUCUAAGUCCAGUGGAGGGGACAUGGAUCUCAUGGUUAGCUCAGUACAGGACGAAGUUAAAAAUGGAGAAGGAAGGGAGGAGUUAGUGGGCACAACCUUUGUUCAGCUAGAGAAAGAAGUGGAGGAAAUUGCAGAAAAAACUGAGAUUGGAAAUUAUACACUAACACAGACAGACCAACAGGAGGUGGAGUUAGGUGAAAAGGUCACUUGCCAUCUGAUCGGGGCAAGAAGUCCAAUAGUAGAUGAUGAAGUAAAACAGCCUUUUAGCCAUAAUGAAGAAUGGAAAGGUGAACCAACUGUGAUAGGCAAGGCAGAAGGUGAAUUACAGGCAGAAGUGAAGGACCUGGGAUUAGAGGAGGAACCAAUCAUUGAUGAAGUCAAGUCAGGUCCAGGUGUAGAGGAAGUUGACAGAACCACUCAGGUAGUGCUCCAAGGAAAGGUAGAAGGUAAUUUGGAACCCAGUUGUCUUCAGGAAAUGACACUGAUUGGAGAGGUAAAUAAAGCAGCAGUUGAGGUUGAGAAUCAGGCUAUUGGUGAUGACAAGAGUUACCAAGGGGAUGAGGUCAAGUGGCAUGAAGAAGAUGAGGAAAAUAUCCAAGACACUGGUGAAGCCAGGAGUCAGAGAAAGAAUGGGGAUAUGAUCAUCAAAAACCAGGAUGAUGAAAGGGAAAUCAAAGGUCUUAGUCCUGAUGAGGGCAAAGGUCAUGAAGGAGAUAAAGAAGAGGAGAUUGAACAGGGGAAAGACAGGGAGGUGGAAAGUCCGAGGAAUUAUGAGGAUGAGAUCAAAGGCAUCAAGUGCAAUGAGAUCAGGAGUCAAGGAGAGAAAGAGGAUGAAACUGAUGACAGUGCAGGUCUAAAUGAGAUUGAAGAUUGUGAAGAGGUGGUGCCAGUUCCUGGGAUAGUUAAUAGUGAGUUCAGGGAAAAGAGAGGUGAAAGUGAAAGCUCCAGUGCUAGGGAAUCUGGUGAAGAAGAGGGUGAGGUCAAAGUUCCGAUUGAAGAAGAGGGUGAGGUCAAAGGUCUAACUGAAGAAGGAGGAGAGGUCAAAGAUCCCCAGGAAAUGGAGGACAAUGAAGCCAGAGGUCCUGUUGAGGAGGAUGAGGUUAGGGUUCAAGGUCCCCAAGAAGAGAAUGGCAAGGUCAAAGACACCAGAGAGGAAGAUAAUGCCAAAGGGCUCAGAGAGGAGGAUAGUGUGGACCAACACUCUGAAGUGGAGGAUAAAGCCAAAGGCUUCAGAGAGGAGAUGUUGAAAAGUCACCAAGAAUGUAAGGAGGUUGAGAUCAUUUGUACCAAAGCAGAGAAGGAUAAUGUCCAAGCAACCAGAAAGGACGAGUUCAAAGGUCCCCUAGAAGAGCUGGAGGAUGGGGUCAAAGAUCCCAGAGAGGAGAAGACCAGACAUCCCAGUGAGGGGAUGAUGGAUGAGGUCAUAUUGCCCAAAGAAGUGGAGAAGGCCAAAGAUGUCAUAGAAGUGGUGGGGGUGGUCAGUGUCACAGAAGACGAGGAUGAGGUCCAAUGUGAACUGAAAGGUGAGAAACUACUUUGCACAAACGUUAAGGGAACUGUGCAAGAAAUGGGGAAGGAGGUCAGCCUAGGUGAAGAGUCAGAAGGAGUGUUUCCUAAUUUGAGAACAACAAAAAAAGAGAGGGAUGAAAUGGAGGAAAAGAUGGGAUUUCAACAAACUGAGUGUAAUUUAAGUGGGCAGGCAAGUGCUGUAGUCCAAGAGAUUGACCAAGGGAAGCAAACACAAAACGAAGAAGAAACUAACAAAGGCAAAUCAGAAACUAAUACUGAAGGUGUUUAUGAAGUAAUGGACAGCAAAGGCGACCAAGGAACACCAAUAAAAGAAGAGGCUACAAUAACUGAAGAGAUAACAGCUAAGGAGAGUCUGUCAGUGAGUAAUGGGGAAGAGGUGAGGCAAGUGAAAGAGUACAGUAGCGAUAAAAAAUUUGAGGGAGAUACUCAGCUGUCAGAAGGGUUUGUAAGUGAUCUUGUAGAAAACAAUGAAAGAGAAAGGCUCGAACUGAAUGAAAAGUCAGAGGAAGUAGCACAAGGGAAUGUGAAACAAGAUUCUCUAAAAAAUGCAAUGGUUUUGGAUAAUGUUAUAGACCAAGGUGAGACCCAAAGCUCCAGUGCAAAUGAACACAUGGUAUGUGAUGAAGAGGAAGGAAAGGUCGAAAGUCUAAUUGAAGAAGAGAGUGAGGUCAAAGGUUCCCAAGAAUUUGAGGGGGAUGCUGCCAAAGAGGACAGGACAGAAAUGCAAGACAGAAAGAGAGAAGACAUGGUAAAUGAGGAAAGGGAUAUGUCUGUGAGUGACAUGAAACCACAACACAAGACACCAGGCUGUAAGUCAACCAAAGAUGGGGCUGAUAAUGCACCAGUCUCUCAAACUGGUGUGGAGAAGGAGCAAGAUGAUGAGAAAAGAGAUGGGUUUGAGUGUAAUGAAGCAAUGAAUGAGAUAUUAGGAGAUGAAACUCAGGAUCGGAAGGAGGUGCUUGAAGUUGAAAUGGAAAGGGGAGAAGUGGAUUCUGGAAGUGAGACAGGACCUAAGCCCAAUAUGAGUACAGAGCCCAAUGAGCAAAUAAACCCCAUUGUAGACAACACUGGGGCUAGAAUGCCAAUACAAUACAAGCAGGAGGGAGAGCAAGGUGAGCAGAGAAACGAGAGUACAAUCAGCAACGACCAACAAUCCAAACAUAGUGGGGAGUCACCACAGGACAACAGGCAGAGUAUUAAGUCUGACAUGAGCACGUGGGACGACAAAGAAAUGGAACAAAACCCAGAAAUGGCUGAAACAGGAAAGGAUAGUAAGAGAAAAAGCAAAACCAAAGAUGACUGUUUGCUAUCAUGAGACCAAAUUACAAUCAGUAAAUAGCACUAUAGAAUUCAAACUGUACACUGCACUGUGUCAGAACUGCUAUUUUAAUAUAAAGUUAUCUGUUUGUCAUUGAUAAGAUUUGGAUUUGGUCAUAAGCUGAUAUUUGCACUAGAAUUUGAGCUACACUUGGUCCUACUUUACCAAAUCCUAUCUUCAGUCGUCUGCCCCCCAACUGCAGAUUAUGUCUGUUCUUUAGUUUUUCAGGAAGAGCACAAUUAAAAAGCAUUCAAAUUCUCCUUUCCGUGUCUCUCGUAGCUUGUCAUUGGCAGCUGAUUUUAAGUUGAUCCACAUAAUGCCAUGUGAUUGCUGUUUGACAGAGCAUUAGAUAGAAGCUUGAAGCCAUGGUAGUUUAUUCCAACACUUACCAUUUUCUGUGCCUUAAGUUUAAUGAACCACAUUCUUUGAUGCACUGAAUACUUCACAUAUUGUUUCAGGAGAUGCUUUGCGCAUUAACUCCAUUGCACAAUCGAUGCACAGUGUGUCUCCUAAUUUCUUGAUGGAUAAAAUUGGCCAGUGUGGAAUUGAAGAUUGGAGGGCCCUGAGAUCACUUCUUGUCCUGUGCAGAGAGUAAUAAUGCAUAAUAGAGUAAUAGUAAGGGUGCUUCCAUUGCCCAACUCCCUGGGUUAGGCAAGGAACGUCAGCAGGGGACAUAGGUUUGUAUUCAACUAGGAAUGCUAAUCCUCAACCUACCUCAGAGACUCCUGGAUUGUACAGGGAUAGAAAAUUCACCAGAUCCAACAACAAAAUGUGUUUAUAUAGCUCCUGUAACAUUCGAAAACUUCCUAAGCUGAUCCAUGGGUUUGUAAUGAAGUGAAAUACAGGCCACGAAAACUGCUAUAAGGUUAGCUGGCCAAAAACUUAGGUUUUAAGGUGCAUUUAAGAAGAGGCAAGGGAGGUGGAGAUGUUUAGGUUGUUAAUUCCACAACACAUGGCAUUUGAGGGGUCGGAGAAAGUUACAGAGGUAGGGAGGAUGAGAGCAUGUAGUGACCUGAAAUAAGAAUGGGAACCCUAAUAUUGAGGUGUUGCUUGACUGGCAGCCAGUGCAAAUUGAUAAGCAAGCACAGGAGAUACAGGAAUGGGACUUGAGCUGAAUAAGAACAUGGACAGCAGAAUUUUGGAUGUUGUCUAUUUAUAAAGGCAGAAUAUGGGAGACCAGUUGUGAGUGCAUUAGAAGAAUCGCAUAGGUAACAUAGGCAUGAAUUAAGAAUUUUGGCAGAGAAGAGAAGUAAUUUUAAGUAGAGAAGAGGAAAAAAAUCAAGCAACAUUACAGUGCUGGAAAUAAGCAAUAGUGCAGCUAUGUUGUCAGAAGUUCAUUUCUGGCUUAAGUAUAACACCAAGAUUGCUACAGCCUGGUUCAGCCUCAGAUAGUCAUCAGGGACAUUGGCUCAGUGGUUGGCACUGCUGCCUCACAGCACCAGAACCAUUUUAAGACAGAACCAUUGACCAUAUCCCAUCCAUAUUCUUAAUCACAGUCUAGUUUGCCCAAGGUUAGAAAAAUAGAAAAACCAGCUAAGGUUUUCUUGAUCCUUGUCCAAUAAGUCUUGUGUUCAGAUUGAGAGAAAAUUAGUUUGUGUUCCUACUCCCAGCUCCUGUCCAGUGAGCCCAUUAUCACUUAGAGAGAAAAUUAGCAUGCAUGCCCAUUCCUGACCCCUGUGUUUGUGAGAGGGGAAAUCAGCCAGUGUUCUUUCUUUGAUCCCCGUCUAGUAGACUGUGUGUUAGAGAAAGGGAAAAAGUAAUUGGUGUUUCUGCUCCUGGUUCCUUUCCAGUGACUCCUCUGUUCGAGAAAAGAGAAAUCAGGUAGGGCUUAGCUGCACAGUGUAGUUGUGAGGGAUAAUAGAUUAAAAAUCACACAACACCAGGUUAUAGUCCAACAGGUGUAUUUCGAAGCACUAGCUUUCAGAGAGCUGCUCCUUCAUCAGGUAGUUGUUGGACUAUAACCUGGUGUUGUGUGAUUUUUAACUUUGCCCACCCUGUCCAACACCAGCUCCUCUACAUUAGGGAUAAUAGGUGACAGUGAGAUUGAACUCUAGCUGUAUGCAGUCCUUGUUGAAUAAUCUACUAACAUUGACCAAGCUCAAACAGUGCAUUGUACUCAGGUAUGAGAACACUUGCUCAUAGCAAUGUAAUCUGUUCCCCCAUGAGAAUACAGUAUAUACUUUCAGGACAGCAGAGGAGCAAGGCUAAUGUGUAUCUUGUGUGCUCUAAAUGGCCUGUCCUGCGCAGACUGUAAAUUAUGUACCCUGUCCCUUUGCAAACUCUGCGCUGCACGAUUCAUCUCCUAACCUGGCACAGAUAUAUAUAAUGAUACAUUGCAUGUCUGUUUUUGACUGAACAGUAUUUUACCAUUUGCUGCACUUAUUGCAUAUUAUGAUAUAGCUGACUGCAGACUAAAUAUGAUGUAUGUUUAUGCCACUGCUGACUGUAUUUUCAUGCUGUAAUUGCUAUUCUAUGGUAUGUUCAUGUAUGGCCAUUGCAUUUAGAAUAUCAGCUCAGUAUAAGUUUAUGUGAGGUGCGACAGGGACAGGGUUAUGUGGUUCUUCAAGGUGCUCUAAAUCAUGAUGAAAGACCUGUGAUUUCAGGUGGUUCAGGUUGUAAGUGAAAUCAUUCAAUUCUUGGCGAUGUGCCUUGUGUUUAGAAAUUUGAGACAGUUGACAAACCAUACCGUGGGUGACUGUGUUUAACAUCAUGUUACAGCUUUCAAAUGGAUUGAGUGCCUCAAACUAUCUUUGAAAACAACUGCACUGUAAACAUGACAUGCUAAUGCAUCACUGAGUUACAAUCUGAAUAAAAGGGUCAUGUUUUGAUUUUAAUCAAAUUAUUUCAA
Hemiscyllium ocellatum (epaulette shark) is the source of this 8223-nucleotide messenger RNA. RefSeq names its product leucine rich repeat (in FLII) interacting protein 1b (gene lrrfip1b). The coding region runs from base 195 to 5372 and encodes 1725 amino acids. The transcript has 20 exons. Gene Ontology annotation, biological process: regulation of transcription by RNA polymerase II. The record is from RefSeq and is a predicted model, not a curated record. Gene Ontology annotation, molecular function: RNA polymerase II cis-regulatory region sequence-specific DNA binding; DNA-binding transcription factor activity, RNA polymerase II-specific. NCBI's taxonomy places the organism in Eukaryota, Metazoa, Chordata, Chondrichthyes, Orectolobiformes, Hemiscylliidae.